AUGUCAGCAAUUCUAUUUGAAGAUACUUUUGAAGUCAAAGAAAUCGAUCCAGAUGGAAAGAAAUUCGAUAGAGUUUCUAGAUUCAUCUGUUAUGGAGAGAGUUAUGAAAUGGAUUUACAUAUCGAUAUAGCAACUCAUAUCUAUCCGAUGGAACACGAGAAAUUUAAAUUGGUGUUGGCAUCAUCACUUAGCCUGGACGGUACAAUGGAUAUCAGUUUCGACAGCAAUAAACCAUCGUUGGCAGACAAGUUUGACUAUGUUAUGUUUGGCAAGAUUUUUAAAUAUCAAAAGGAUAACUCCUCCUCUAAAGUUUCGAUUUUCGCUUCGUUUGGUGGUCUUCUCAUGUUGUUACAAGGUGAUCCACGUUAUCUCCCAGGUUUAGAAUUGGAUGCACGUAUCUAUUUAUUAAUUAAAAAGAUAUAA
This is a messenger RNA of Heterostelium album PN500, 423 nucleotides long. It is a transcript of the gene rpb8, whose product is annotated as DNA-directed RNA polymerase subunit 8. NCBI's taxonomy places the organism in Eukaryota, Evosea, Eumycetozoa, Acytosteliales, Acytosteliaceae. The coding region runs from base 1 to 423 and encodes 140 amino acids. Gene Ontology annotation, molecular function: DNA-directed RNA polymerase activity. Gene Ontology annotation, biological process: DNA-templated transcription. The record is from RefSeq and is a predicted model, not a curated record. The transcript has 2 exons. Gene Ontology annotation, cellular component: RNA polymerase III complex; RNA polymerase I complex; RNA polymerase II, core complex.